AAUGGUAUGCACAAAGGAGAAAGCAGUGAAGCAAGUGCAUCUGUGUUUGCCGUAAAGAAUAAGAUGGAGAUCAAAGAGCUUGUGUGCAGCCACUGUGGGAAAACAGGACAUGAGGUCGAGGCAUGCUACAAGCUGAUUGGGUACCCCGAAGGUUGGGUAUUUCGCGAUCAGGCCGGAAGAGGAAGAGGAAACGGUCGAGGAAGAGGCCGUGGGACUGCACGGGGCGGCGGACGGUCGACCGUCACGGGUGGACGAGGUGAAGCUCAUGCUGUCCAAGGAGAAGAAAAAGGACCAUCUCCACUGCCAAAUUUUGAGGACUUGACGCCAGAACAGUGGAAUGAUGUUCGUCACGCCCUCUCGCUCUCCCCGACAGACAACUCACCAAAACUCUCAGGUGAAACAUUAGAAGACGAUGGAUCAAGUAGUCCCGCUCCGGCUGAUCAUUAUGAUGAUGAUGAUGAAGUAAUGGCGGAGGAGCAGCUGGACCGUCCUCAGAGGAACGGUCAGCCGGAAGAAGGCGGAAAAGCAGCUGAGCUACCGGCGGUCGACCCGAUGGACUGUUCUGAUGUCCACGGUCGACCGUCAUCGAGGCAGAAAGGUGGAACCCUGGGAGAUCAGCCAACGGUCGACUCGGUGGACCGUUCGGAGAGACACAGUGGACCGUUCGAGGGGCAGAGAGACAGACUUCAGGGAGAUGCGGAAACGGUCGACCGUGAUGACAACAACGGUCGACCGUCCCCAAGGCAGAAAGGAGGCAGUGAGGAACCAUCAAAGACGGUCGACCCCGUGGACCGUUCCACGGAUGGCGAUCGACCGUCCUCAUCCCAGCAAACAACAGAAACCUUGGGGCGUGGUCAACGGGAAAGGAGGCCAAAUGACUCUACACUAUAUAUGUAACACAUGAAUGUAUAUGGACACACAGAAAUAAUACGAGUAAUUUUCCUCCUAAGCAAUCCUUUCAGUUUCUUAGAUAUGACUUCUCUAUCUUUGAGUAAGAGUAAGAUCAGCGUACACAUACCCUCAUCAGGCCUUACUCUUUGUGAGAUCAUACUGUGUUGCUGUGAAUAGUUUUUAGGAGAGGAAUAUAACCUCGGGAGAAAUGAAACUUUGGGGUUUUA
Messenger RNA from Cuscuta campestris, 1118 nucleotides. NCBI's taxonomy places the organism in Eukaryota, Viridiplantae, Streptophyta, Magnoliopsida, Solanales, Convolvulaceae. The record is from the annotation of a GenBank genome assembly.